Messenger RNA from Hevea brasiliensis (rubber tree), 1317 nucleotides. RefSeq names its product agamous-like MADS-box protein AGL104. The record is from RefSeq and is a predicted model, not a curated record. Gene Ontology annotation, molecular function: protein dimerization activity; RNA polymerase II cis-regulatory region sequence-specific DNA binding; DNA-binding transcription factor activity, RNA polymerase II-specific. Lineage: Eukaryota; Viridiplantae; Streptophyta; Magnoliopsida; Malpighiales; Euphorbiaceae. Gene Ontology annotation, biological process: positive regulation of transcription by RNA polymerase II. The coding region runs from base 137 to 1168 and encodes 343 amino acids. The transcript is spliced from 11 exons.
UCUUUCUUGUUUUCGAGCAAUUAAGGGGGAAAAAAAAAGAAAAAGAAAAAGACAUUGUGGAAAGAUUUCUUUAGUUCUCCUUUGCCUUUGGUUGUAGAGAUCAAAGGCUACAGCCCUUUCUACAAAAUAAUAAAAUAUGGGUCGUGUUAAACUACCAAUUAAAAGAAUAGAGAACAACACAAAUAGACAAGUGACAUUCUCCAAACGCAGAAAUGGACUCAUUAAAAAAGCUUACGAGCUUGCUAUUCUCUGUGAUAUUGAUAUUGCUCUUAUCAUGUUCUCUCCUUCCGGCCGUCUCAGUCACUUUUCUGGCAAGAGAAGGAUUGAAGAUGUGAUUGCCCGAUACCUAAAUUUCCCAGAAAAUGAUGGAGGAUGUGAUGUUCAAAACCGAGAGUAUUUGCUCAGCACACUUAAAAAACUUAAGACAGAGAAUGACAUGGUUCUUCAAGCUGCCAAUCCAGAGGUUACGAGAUCAAAUUUAGAGGAGCUCCAGCAAGAAGUUUGUAACUUGCAGCAUCAGGUUCAGAUAGCUGAGGAUCAGUUAAGGAUAUAUGAGCCUGAACCUCUAAAAUUCACAUCCCUGGGAGAACUUGAAUCUUGCGAGAAGAACCUUUUGGAUGUCAUGGCACUUCUCCAAGACAGAAAGAAAUAUCUCUUGAGUAACCAUGCAUCUGCAUAUGAUCCAACAACUCUACAGAUAUACUUAGAUUCAGAGGAAGGGCUUCCAAAUUUUCAAAAUGAGAUCACGAGUUGGUUGCCACCAGAUAAUGGACAAAACCCAAAUUCUAUAGCCUUAAAAUCUGAUCAAUCGUCUUGUAUUCCUGUGAGUAAUAACCAAUCUUCAACGACCAUGUUUGAUGGGUUGUCGUCUCAUGGAACAAAUGUAAAUGUGGAUCCAUGCAACAUGGGAGUGGGGGCUGGAACCCUAAUCAACAACUCAAACAGUGAAAGCAUAACUUCUUGGCAACAAGCUUUCUCUUCAUUGUCGUCCACUGAGCUUCUCACUACCUUCAUGCCUCCCAACUCAUUCCCUUUAAUGAAGCAACAUGAGAUUGAAUGUCCAAGCUUCACGUCAAUGUUGGAACAGCAGCAGGCAGAGACCACACCAAAUUGCACACAAAUGCCUUCCAGUGGUGAAGGUUCAAAUUAUGAGAGUUAUGACUUGUGAAACCAUGCUAUCUCAGUUUAAUGUAGAAUGACAAUUCACAUUUAUAUUUCCCAACAGUUUAUUGUUGAAUGUAUUAAUUAAGCUCAGCUUGCAUAAGAUUCAGUAUGUGCAUGGAAUUGAAUGAUCUAUUUUGUUUAGUUCGUUUUGAA